Molecule: messenger RNA, 2209 nt
Organism: Danio rerio (zebrafish)
Lineage: Eukaryota; Metazoa; Chordata; Actinopteri; Cypriniformes; Danionidae
Gene: camkk1a
Product: calcium/calmodulin-dependent protein kinase kinase 1, alpha a
Cellular component (GO): cytoplasm; nucleus; nucleoplasm
Molecular function (GO): transferase activity; protein kinase activity; ATP binding
Source: RefSeq, marked provisional
UCUCUAUCUCUCAAUCUUAGGACUGCAUCCAGCUUAAUCAGUACAAGUUAAAGAGUGAGAUUGGGAAGGGCUCAUAUGGUGUUGUCAAGUUGGCAUACAAUGAAGAUGAUGACAAAUAUUACGCAAUGAAAGUUGUAUCUAAGAAGAAGCUGAUGAAGCAGUAUGGAUUUCCCAGACGUCCUCCUCCCAGAGGUCCUAAAGCUGCCCAGGGGGAGCAGCCUAAAGUGCUCGGUCCUCUGGAGAGAGUUUACCAGGAGAUUGCAAUCCUGAAAAAACUGGACCAUCUGAACAUAGUUAAACUUGUUGAGGUACUGGAUGACCCAGCAGAGGACAACCUUCAUAUGGUGUUUGAGCUGAUGCAGAAAGGGCCUGUAAUGGAGGUUCCAAGCGACAGUCCCUUCACCGAGGACCAGGCCCGCCAUUACUUCAGAGACAUUGUCCUGGGCAUCGAGUACUUGCACUAUCAGAAGAUCGUUCACAGGGAUAUCAAACCAUCAAAUUUAUUGCUUGGAGAUGACGGCCAUGUCAAGAUUGCUGAUUUUGGGGUCAGUAACCAGUUUGAGGGGAACGAUGCCUUGCUCUCCAGCACUGCAGGGACUCCUGCAUUCAUGGCUCCAGAGACGCUGUCAGACAACCGGCAGAGCUUCAGUGGAAAGGCUCUGGACGUGUGGGCAAUGGGAGUGACCCUCUACUGUUUCGUCUAUGGGAAGUGCCCAUUUAUUGAUGAGUACAUACUGGCUCUUCACAAUAAGAUCAAGAGUAAAGUGGUGGAGUUCCCCGACACACCGACUGUCAGCGAGGGGCUGAAGAGCCUGGUCUCACGAAUGCUGGACAAAAACCCAGACACCAGGAUCACCAUUCCUGAGAUCAAAGUUGACCCGUGGGUGACUCAGGAUGGCAAAGACCCUUUACCUUUAGAAGAAGAGCACUGUACUGUGGUGGAGGUCACUGAAGAGGAGGUGCAGAACUCUGUCAAGUUUGUCCCCAGUCUGUCUGCUGUGAUACUAGUGAAAGCCAUGUUAAGGAAGCGUUCCUUUGGGAAUCCAUUUGAGUGUCCCAGUAGGAGAGAAGAGAGAUCCAUGUCUGCACCCGGCAGUUUGCUCAUAAAGGGGAGCAGCGGAGAAGCUCCUAGAGAAGCCGAGCUAGAGGACUUGCAUGAGGAUGAACCACCCUCCUCUUGAGUGUCUCCAAAGAACCCGAAGCGUUUCUCAUUGUCUGCGCUUUCAGACACCUCCAGCCCUUCCAGCAGAUGAUGAUCAUGACCCAAACCGCUCGACUACUCUGCGUUUCUGUCAGCUCGAGGCUUAUCUUGACAUUGAACUGGAUAAUGCUGUCGCUUUCAUCCUUGAGGCUUUUCACUUUCGUCAGCCUUGCACAAGAAUCCUUUUCCUCGCUUUUUAAGUCCCUCCAUCAUGGUUCUGGUGAAACUUUAUCUUCACAUAUCUUGGAUGUUCCACCUUUGUCCUCACAUCCUGGUUAACAAGUAGACUUCAGAAAAAAACUACAUUGAAGCAGAGUUGUCUGAAAUAGACUACUUACUAAAGCAAAAGACUACAGCAUGGAUAAAAACUGCUGAUAAUAACUGAUAUCAUGAUAUGCGGUGAUGGCGUGGUGCAGUGUGCUGCCAUCAUAACAUCUGUAAAUGUGUAUAAAAUUAUAGAUAAAGUGUUUUGCCUUUUUGUACGUGUUCAUGUGCAAUUCUUAAAGGGAUAGUUCACCAGAAAUGAGCAUUUACUAAGUAUUUACUCACUUUUUACCUGUUUUAAGCUCUUUAUGAGUGUCUUCUGUUAAAAACAAAAGAAAGUAGGCUAUUUUUAAGAAAACUAAAAACCUGUAACCAUUGACUUACAUGGUAGUAAAACUAAUUCUAUGGAAGUCAAUGGUUACCGGUUUCCAGCUUUCUUCUUCUUUUACAUUUAAUGAUAAAAAAAAAAACUCAUAAAGGUUAAAAACACUUAAACAAUAUAUAAAUGAUGACAGAAAUUAAAUUUUUGUGUGAACUAUCCCUUUAACCCUCUCUAUCAUAGCAUGGCCUUUCACAUAUUGUGGUGUUUUCAUAUCUCAAUUUUCUCAUUUCAUUCAGAUUCAGUAUAUAAACACUCACACAGUGCUGUGCUGUGGAUCAAAAGGGGCUUAUGUAACUACUAGACACUAAAAAGGCUCUCGAUGUCUGCACAUUCAGUGAUUUCCAAAAAACGGGGCUUUUAUC